Molecule: messenger RNA, 2977 nt
Organism: Drosophila biarmipes
Lineage: Eukaryota; Metazoa; Arthropoda; Insecta; Diptera; Drosophilidae
Exons: 4
Coding region: 1416-2687 (423 amino acids)
Source: RefSeq, a predicted model, not a curated record
CAGUCAGUCUGUCGCCUGUGUCACCUAAUAACACAUUAAGCCGCUACCAAAACAAAGACUAACCGGUUUGCAACGCUUGAGAUCGGGUCAUCCCCAAGCGCUUGCUCUCUUAACGCUCAGAUCUUGAUUGUUGUGUUUGUGAAAGGCUGGCCAAAAGUGGUUUCGGUUGAUGUAUGAUAUUAAGCUGAAGAGCUACAAGAGUCGACUAUGGCGUAUUAUUAGUUACUUAGUUCUUAUAAACAUGCUUUAAACUUCAAAUUAUCCUGAAAGGUUGAGGCGAUUAUUUAAAGUUUAUUAAGCAGGAUUUCCGGGCAAUCGGACGAAUCAUAUGGUGUUCCAAAGAUAUAGGCUUUUAUCACUCAAUUGCUGUGUGAAUAAUGAGGAGGAAGUAUUACUCAGAGCAAGUUAAUAUCAGUGUAGAAUAAAUAUGCGAAGAAAGUAUUAUUCAGCAAAUACAUAUCACUGAUAUGAUAUCAGUAAUGUUUAUUGAUUGUGACUAAAGCUAGGUUUAGACACAAAAUAUUUCUGGACUUAUGUAAAUAAAUUAUACUUAUAAUAACAAGCUACUCUCAAUGAACAUACCGCUUUGUUGCAAGAAUAGGGAAAAGUCGGAAAACGCUGCUUUUACGUUAAUGAUGCAGAAAUGCUCCAUGUCAUCAUCCUAUCUCGUUCCGCAAAGAGCGUGAGAAAUUCCAAACUUUGGUCUUUCAACAAACCACACUUGAAAACUUUGAAGGCGAUUUUCGUAAAAGACUACGUCACUCUUCCACUAAAUGGGGAACAUGUAACUACAUGGUCCCUUAUUAAAUCGCAACUUGUAGCUGCAUCCUACAAUCAAGAGGAAAACGCACAGCAACCCAGGCAGCAUGCUUCCCACGCGAAUGUGUCGAGAGCGCUUAUUUACCUCCAUAAUUGAUGGAGUCCUUUUGGAAAGCCGGAAGCAAUCUCCUGGCCGGCGGCCUGCACUUCCUCGUUUCAACGACAGUGGGUUAGUGGUAGCCACAUCAAAACUGCAGCGCCUUCACCGGUGCAGGCCAGCCAGCCCACCAGCCAAGAGCCCAUUAUUCCGAGAGCCAGGCCAGCCACAGACCGGAGUGAAAACCAGUUUCGGGGCGCUAAAGAGCGGUUCAGCCCCCGCUUAAGCUCUCUUAGCUGUUUAGUCCGCUGAAUGCUGGCUUCGCUGCCGAAAUUCGGAAUUACGAUUUUGCACAUUCGCCAAUUGGGCUUGGGAGUCUGAAGCGGUCGCUCGGUGUCUAAACAACGUGGUCGCGCUUGCCCAACUUAACCCAGUAUCACAUCACCUGUGCUCCACCAGAGAUGCGCGGUUGUUAGCGAGUGAGUGAGUGACACAGACUGCAGUGACUCCAACGGAAAGGUCAGUGGCUCAGUGACCCCUUGAGUGAUCCCCGGACGCAAUGAGAUUGAUCUGGCUGCAGCUCCUGGCUGCUGGGGGGGCUCUCUACCUGUCCAUCGGUUGUGCAAUGGCCUCGGCUGCCAAAGCGUCUACAAGCCGCGGCGUUGCACAAUUCAGGCUCCCGCUCCCAGCUCCACAGCCCGACCACCAAGCCGCGGCGGCGGUUUCAGGAGCGGAUCAGGCCAGGCGGGAGAAGCAGGGAGCAGCCACCCCGCGGAGGGUCGUCCGGCGGCGCAGGCCCUCCUCCUCCAACACAACCACCUCCUCCAGUACCACCACCACGUCGACAACAACAACCACAUCCACCACAACGACCACAACAACUCCGCGUCCCAGCUUGGCCAACGGCUUCAACUUCUUCAAUCCGAACUUCUGGAGCUUCGGCCAGCAGAGUCUGGUGGCAGUGCGUCCGCCCACCAAGCAGCCCCAUCCGCCCAAGAAGUUCAGUCCCAAGGAGGAGAAGACCGGUCAGCGGAAGCCGGUCAAGACCACCAGGAAACCAGCGGAUCCCAGAACUACAACAGGUAGAGCCCGAAGUAGUACCUCCACCUCGACGACCACCGCAAAACCCUCUACCACGGAUGGACCUUUCCGUAUUGCCCUGCCCACCCUGAACUUUCCCAGCGAGACUAAGGGUAAGGAGAACGACAAGGAGAAGGGCAAGCGGGCGGCGGCGGAGCUCCGGCUGAGAUUCGAUUGCCCGCGGGAGAACGAGGUGAGGUUCCAGCUCUUCCCCAAGAUUUGCAAGGCCGAUCGGGACUGCGCCGUGUGGCAGAGGGAUGAGCUGUGCUGCGACAUCUUCGGGGCCAGCAGCUGUGUCUCCGGGGUUCCAAAGCCCCUGGAGGAGACGCCACAUGCACCCAUCCUGGGUUUGAUUCCCCGCAAGUGCCCCAGUAGGCCGCUGGCGGAGCUCUGGUGGGAUGUGCAGGAGUGCUCGACCGACAUGGACUGCUGGCCACGGGUCUGCUGUCCGGACGGCCGGAGAAGGUACUGCCGCACCUCGCAGCCGGAGCUGGAGACAGCCCCAGUGCCAGUGAAGCGCUCCUUUGACUACCUUACGGAGUACCUGGAGUGCACCGCCCCGCCACCGCCCAUCUUCGACCUCCAUCCCAAGGCGUGCACCUCCACCUUGGACUGCUUUCCGAACGUGUGCUGCCAGGAGGCGGGACUGCGCCACUGCCGGCCGCCCAAGAAGUCCGUGCUCACGCUGAUGGCCAACUUCCUGAACGUGGACUUUGUGAAGCGACUGGCCCAGAAUAUCGUUAUCAAGUAGGCCGCGAGUUUCCCCCUAUUUUCAGCCUUGUGUGUGCCGUGUGCUUGGAGCGCCUUCCCUAGAACCUUUCGAAACUGCCGUGAUAUCUCGCCCACAUUUGUUUGGCCACGCUGAUAACCAAAAAGAAGACAAGCCCACACACCUACGGGCACAUACGUGCGUUUCAUAUGCCCAUACUGCGCACUUUGUGGCCCCCAUCGAUUCCCCGCAAUCCUCCAUUAAUGUUCACCUAGCCUAGUACUAGACGUAAGCUGCAUCCGUAGGCUAACAAAGUAAAUGCGAACCAUAAA